This is a messenger RNA of Nymphaea colorata (pocket water lily), 2149 nucleotides long. RefSeq names its product protein CYPRO4-like. Lineage: Eukaryota; Viridiplantae; Streptophyta; Magnoliopsida; Nymphaeales; Nymphaeaceae. Gene Ontology annotation, molecular function: protein binding. The transcript is spliced from 2 exons. Gene Ontology annotation, cellular component: cytoplasm; nucleus. Bases 75 to 1964 code for a protein of 629 amino acids. The record is from RefSeq and is a predicted model, not a curated record.
GGCGGCAUUUCUAAGACCCUCUCCCUGCUUCGAGGGAAAGCCACCUGUUCUCUCUCUCUCUCUCGCUCGCGACCAUGGGGGGAUCUCAUAGUCGGGAGGGAAAUCUCUCCGAUUCGGAGGAGGAGGAGGAAGAAGAAGUGGAAUCGGAGGAAGAACAGACCGGUAGAAGAGAGCAAUUGACCCCUCCUCACCGAACGACCUCUGGUUCUCCUUCUUCGUCUGCGUCCCUCGACGAGAUCAACGCCACCCUCAAGGACCUGAAGCUCAAGUACGGUAACGUGCCUCGGGCGAAGAACGCGGUGAAGCUCUAUUUGCACAUCGGAGGGAACACGCCUAACGCCAAAUGGAUCAUCUCCGAGAAGUUCACGGCGUACGCGUUCGUCGAGGAGAACGCUGAUUUAGGAGAGGGGUCGCUGAAGGUGAAGGGAGAGAAGAAGUUCCAGCGGAAAUGGGUGAUGAAGGUGGGAUCGAAGGUCCGGGCGUUGGUCUCGCCGUCGAUGCAAUUGAAGAUGUUCGACGACCAAAGGAGGGUUGAUUUUGUGUGCGACGGCGUUUGGGCGUUGAAAUUCUUCUCGCCGGAGGAUUACCGGGUCUUUCUGGCCGAGUACCAGAAUUGCCUCUUUGAGAAUCUGCACGAGAUUGAGGCAACGAACAAGGACGAUAUCUACGGGAAGGACUUCAGAGGGUGGAUUAAUCCUAAGGAAGCAGACGAUUCUAUGUGGGAGGACGCGGAGGAGAACUUCAAGGAAGCUUAUACUCCUGUGCGCGAUAGGGAGGAUCUCUUGGAAGAAUUGGAGGAGGCCGCCAAUGGGGGAAUUCAGGGUAUUGCAAUGGGUGCCCUCGACUACAGUUUCUUGGUGAGCGAUUCCGGCAUCGAAGCUGUUAAGAACAUGAACCAUGGCAUUCACGGCAAAGGAGUUGCCGUGAAAUUCAGUGAUGGCAAGGGCAAAUUCAGCGGAUUGGACACUUCUUCUUCAUUUGAAACCCCUAAGAAGGCCCUUUUGAUGAGGGCAGAGACAAAUAUGCUCCUGAUGAAUCCUGCAGGAGAAGGAAAACCGCAUGCCACGGGGCUCCAUCAAUUGGAUAUCGAGACGGGGAAGGUGGUAACAGAAUGGAAGUUUGCCAAGGAUAACACGGAAAUAACGAUGAGAGAUAUAACCAAUGACAGCAAGGGUGCACAAUUGGACCCCUCUGGUUCGACGUUUCUGGGUCUGGAUGAUAGAAGGCUUUGUAGGUGGGAUAUGCGUGAUCGCAGGGGUGUGGUCCAGCAGCUUGAUGGUCCAGUUUUGCACUGGACAGAUGGGCACCAAUUCGCCAGUAAUACCAAAUUCAUGUGCUUUGCGACGACUGGCGACGGCUGUAUUGUUGUUGGCUCCGCCGAUGGCAAGAUCCGUCUGUACUCAGACCGUUCGAUGAGGAUGGCGAAGACGGCAUUCCCAGGACUCGGGUCUCCCAUUACCCAUGUUGACGUGACUUAUGAUGGCAAAUGGGUUCUGGGCACAACUGAUACUUACUUAAUCCUCAUUUGCACACUGUUCACUGACAAAGAUGGGAGGACUAAGACGGGCUUCACUGGUCGCAUGGGUAAUAAGAUUGCAGCCCCAAGGUUGCUGAAGCUGACUCCUCUGGAUUCGCAUUUGGCAGGCGAGAAUAACAAGUUCCAUGGCGGCCAGUUCUCCUGGAUCACAGAGAGCGGCAAGCAAGAGCGGCACCUUGUUGCUACUGUUGGCAAAUUCAGCAUUAUAUGGAACUUUCAACAGGUCAAGAACAGCGCUCAUGAAUGCUACCGGAACCAGGAAGGACUGAAGAGCUGCUAUUGCUACAAGAUCGUUCUAAAAGAUGAAUCAAUUGUAGACAGCCGCUUCAUGCAUGAUAAUUUCGCGGCUUCUCGAUCUCCAGAGGCUCCACUGGUAGUUGCUACGCCAAAGAAAGUCAGUUCUUUCAGCAUGGCAAAUAGAAGGUGAUUGAAUCUCUGGGUGUCGAACCUGCUUCUCAGUCUUGAUUGAGUCGUACUUUGGUUGGUUGUUUGGGGGGGCCCUCGUAUUGUCGACUGUAAAUUUUUGGUUGUUAGAUGCUCUUGUAUUUAGACUUCAAACACAAGUUUCGUUUUGUCUUAAUGACAUUGAAUUUUGUUAAUUUUUUUAUUUAA